AUGAAAUCAUUGCCAAAAUCACUCUCAAACGCCGUCGUUUUUGUUCUUUUCAUCAUUCUAUCUUCCUCUCCAUUUGCAUUGGCUAAGUGUGAAGAAAAGAUCAUCACUAAUGGAUGCCAUGACGAGAGAGAAUCCAUGAAGCUAAAACUCAUUGCCCUUGUCGCAAUUUCAGUGUCCAGCGUGAUUGGUGUGUGUUUACCGUUGUUGUCUCAUUGUAUGCCAUCACUUACACCCGACAGCGACAUGUUCGCCGUCCUUAAGGCGUUCACUUCUGGUGUUAUUCUAGCAACAGGGUACAUGCACGUGUUACCGGACUCUUUCAGCGCCCUGAUGUCCGAUUGUUUGCCUAGACAUCCAUGGAAGAAGUUCCCUUUCACGGCUUUCGUGGCGAUGAUGUCGGCUUUGCUGACCCUUAUGGUGGAUUCAUUUUCCAUGAGUGUGUACAAGAAACUUAGCGGUAGAGCUUCGGAGGUGGAUGCGGACAAUGGUUCUAGACAUGAAAAUGGGAAUGUAACAACAGAGAAUUAUGAGCCGGGACAUGGACAUGGCCCUGCACUUGAGAUGAAUCAUAAAUCGUCGCAAUUGUUACGGCAUCGAGUUAUUGCUCAGGUACUAGAGUUGGGAAUUGUUGUUCACUCAGUGGUGAUUGGUCUUGCAAUGGGAGCCUCCGACAAUCGAUGCACCAUUCGACCACUCAUUGCCGCUCUUUGCUUCCACCAAAUGUUCGAGGGAAUAGGACUUGGUGGAUGCAUAUUACAGGCUGAAUACGAGUUUCAAAUGAAAGCAAUCAUGGUAUUCUUCUUUUCAGUCACAACUCCACUCGGAAUUGUUAUCGGAAUUGGUUUGACAAAGGUUUAUAGUGCUACAAGUCCGACGGCACUUAUUGUGGUGGGACUACUUAAUGCUAGCUCAGCAGGGUUGUUGAAUUACAUGGCACUGGUUGAUCUUCUUGCAGCUGAUUUUCUAGGCCCUAAGCUUCAAAAAAAUAUGAAGCUCCAGGCUUGGUCAUAUGUUGCAGUCUUACUUGGUUCUGGAUUUAUGUCUUUGAUGGCAAAAUGGGCUUAGUGGAU
Hibiscus syriacus is the source of this 1070-nucleotide messenger RNA. RefSeq names its product fe(2+) transport protein 1-like. The record is from RefSeq and is a predicted model, not a curated record. Gene Ontology annotation, biological process: zinc ion transmembrane transport. Gene Ontology annotation, cellular component: plasma membrane. NCBI's taxonomy places the organism in Eukaryota, Viridiplantae, Streptophyta, Magnoliopsida, Malvales, Malvaceae. The transcript is spliced from 2 exons. Bases 1 to 1065 code for a protein of 354 amino acids. Gene Ontology annotation, molecular function: zinc ion transmembrane transporter activity.